UACGACUGGCAAUGCCAAUUUUAUAUUCUUCCAAUAGGUAGCAGCAUUUUACGAUACGUCAAUAAUAACUGAAAGUGGUAUCGUUAUAUGUUUGUUUUAGUGUUUUAUAUUUUCAUAUAGCUUAUCAUUUACCUUAAAGCGGACAGUUAAUUACAUCUGUAACAUCUUAUCAAACAGAAAAAAUGACUGAAGAACAACAGUUUUGUCUACGGUGGAACAACUUCCAGGCAAACAUAACAUCUCAGUUUGAAGCGCUCAGAGAUGAGGAAGAUUUUGUGGAUGUCACUUUGGCUUGUGAUGGUCAGAGAUUGAAAGCGCAUAAAGUUGUACUCUCUGCUUGCAGUCCAUACUUCAAAGAACUAUUCAAAAGUAACCCAUGUAAACAUCCAAUCUUGUUCCUACGAGACGUGGCAUUUCAUCACCUGCGUGCACUGGUUGAGUUUAUGUAUGCGGGUGAGGUGAAUGUGGCACAAGCUCAGCUGUCUGCCUUUCUACGAACGGCAGAGUCCCUCCAGAUCAGGGGGCUGACAGAAUCUCCACAGAGGCAUAAGCAAGUUCACAUGAAACAGCAACAGCCAAAUCUUCCAUCAGAGGUAACGGCAUCAGUUGGCCUUGACUCCAGUUCGGCUGCAGAAGAUAUUGCGUCGUCUCCGGAAUGUGCGGGCAUUGAUGAGGAUGAGGAUGUUGUGAGUCUUAGUCCUGGUGAGAGGUCAUCUCCGAACCCAGCCAAGCGGCAGUGCCUGCAACAGGAUAACGGUGAUGUGUCACAUCAGCGCACAUCAGACCUCAGACAGGAACUGGAAACAACGAAAGACAUUAUAGAGCCGAAGCUGGAGCUACCAGACUACGCUAGUGAUGGGGAGAGCAAGACAGGCACGACGACAUUCCUCGGACUAGAAUCCAACUCUGUUGAUGUCAAUGCGUCAUUUGCAGCAGCAUUACAGGGAGGAGGAAUGGACAUCCUACCUGGACCUUCAGGGCAGAGCUUCCUGGGAGAAUCAUCAGGAAAUCUGGAUUCUGGGCAAGUGGACCAUCGCAAACUGCACUCGCUGGACCCGCGCCCCUGCCCAAUCUGCAACCGCAUGUACAGUAACCUGUCGAACCUCCGUCAGCACGUUCGCCUGAUCCACAACCCCCAAACUGUGGCUUGUCCGCUCUGCAGCAAGCCAUUCAAGACCAAGCUCUAUCUUAAGCGUCACCUCAUGAGCUUCCAUGAACUACUCUGUGGUAAUCCAGUUCCUAGUGGAGUUCAAGGAGGUUCUAAACAAGGUGGCGAAUUCUAUCCUCCACCGCCUCAAGUAUUCCUGGGCCCUAGUCCUGUGGGUGAGGAGGAAGAAGGCAAGAGAAGUUCUGAGGGUGUGUCAAAGGGCAAAGAGCAACAAAAUCUUCUUGAGAUAUUCCAUGUUUCACGAGCUAAUAUGUUGCACACAUCUCUGCCACAGUCUUGCAAUGACGAAAAAUCCGGAUCUCACGCAGGAAAGACUAAGGAGCCAGAGGUGUUCCGUCACAGAAGUGUACACAGUGUAACAAGUCAUGAAGACAAGCCAAAUUUCCAUGCCCCAGUCAAAGGCAAACAGAGUAACACAAAUAAGGACUUGUUUCAGAUGCCACGUAUUUUCCACAGCAUUAUUACAUCUGCACCGUCUCAACAAAAUAUUGAAGAUAAAAGUAUUUUUGUGAACUCUGGAAGCACUUCUCAACAUUCCAAGACAAAAGAGUGUCCACUUGCAGUUCGAAGUUUCCAUAGUGAUGAAGACAAAGGUGGAUUUCUCUUAAAGAGUAAAGAUAUACAACAAGGACAAAAUCCUGAUUUCUUCCAAUCCCCUGGAGGUUUUCCAAGUGCCUCACAAGCACAAACUGCUAUUGAAGAAAAAGUUGGUAGUUUUCACACCCCAUCCUCUGUUCAUACAAAGAAUAAAGAUCUUACCCAUCAAGAUUUGUAUCAUAUAGGUCGAAGUUUCAGUAAUAAUAAUGAGGACAGACUUAUUUACAAUAGUACAUCUGGUGAUAAAGAAAUCCCAGUUUCUUCAUAUCUGUCUCAUAACCAUAAAGAGGAUCAGGUUUUUAUGAGCUCUUCUCAGACUCGAACCCAGGAUAAGAUAGUUAACAGUGGUGAUUAUUGUUCUCCCAAGAAUGAAGAAAACUCAUCAGCAUGUGCUAAUUUUAUGGAUGCCCUGUCUCUCGCAAGUAAUGACAGUACAAGAUUGGCGCUCCUGUCGGUAUCUGCUGGCGAAGGGUUGCCGUUCCUCAAUCAGCAUUCUGGUGGCAGCCAAGAUACGCUGCCUUUCCUUAACAAAUCGUAUUCACACGCCAAACGUGGGCAGCCUGAGUCAUCGAUGGCAACUGAGACCUUAAAUCACAAACCAAACAAUUAGAAUAGCCAAAUUUUGAUUCCUUUUAAUCCCUCGUUACCACCAAGUACACCAUCAUAAAGACGAAUGAACAGAGAGGAAUGCCAUUAGAGGCAGUGGCUACUACUGACACGCAGACAACAAGAGCUCGUAUUCCUUACAGAUUUACUAACCCUUUCAGAGAGGUGAAUGUUUCUCUUGGUAUUAGAAAGCUCUGUUUUAUUCGUUCAUGUGCAGUUUUAUCCACAUGCUUUUUGUGUCACUGAUUUAUUGUGCAGUUACAACCAGUUAUACUGUAAGACACAACCACUUUGAGGGCAUUGAACGCGGCACUGUGCUCAUGCAGUGCUGCUACUAGUCGCACAGCUGCCUGUAUGACUGUUCACUAUUCUUCCACCGGUUGGGUAUCCUUCGCUUAUACUGCAAUUUCAACACGGGCUUUGAACCACAGAUUCAGCGUCUGUUUGCUUUAACACUCCGUACUCUGCCGCAUCUUACUUUAACACUUGCCUGUGAUUUCAGCACUCCUGAUUGUCAUAGGAGUUCAUGUUUAUGUAAGAAUUUGGACCACAAUACAUGUUUUGGGAAAUAUCUCUUGCUAUAGUGUUCGGUACUGGCACAGCACGCAAAGACAUAUCUGGAAGGUACGAGCGAUUAUGUGCGUGCGCGAUUGUUCAGUCGUGAUGUUACCACAAGUAGUUAAUACAGGAGGCUGAGAGUGGUCAGGUGGCCAGCAUUCACAGUAGUCCGAUCUCGUGACAUUGUGUUAUUCGUGGUGGAAAUGGGUGAAUAAGUUGUCUAGUUAAGGUUCACAUCGAAAUGGCAGACUGCAACUAGCUAAGCCAAAUACCUUUUUACCUCUUUUUCUUUUGAAUUACGGUCUACUUCUUUACAGUUCAAGGUUUUUGUGCCUGUUUAUAAGUGUGUGGUGUGGCUUGCACAAGUAAUGUGACACAUCCCAACAAGAUUCCACUUCUUGCCACAAUUUUUUUAAAUGGCUGUGAUGAACCAAAGCAGUGGCGUGUCAGAUUCUGUCUAGGAGCUUGUUCAGAGUUCUUAGCGUAGGUGGUAGGUAGGCCUUGUCUGUCAGCACCAAACUAGAAAUCCACUGGAAUCAGGUCUGGAGACUUGGGUAGCCAACGUCGAGUCCAUUAUUGUGGAAAGGUUUAAUCGAGGAACUACUUCAUAUUCCUGUGCUAGUGCGGUGGGCCCCAUCUUGGUGAAAAAUCUCACUGUUGGCAUCCUUCUGGGAAACAAGGAAAUAUGCCGGUAGGUCGAGUUGGGAGGGACCGCAUGUGGUAUAUUUGGCGAAGAAAAAUGGUCUGUAACCGUGUGCUUGUUUGACAGCGUGAAACACGGUUUCCAACAUUCCACAGAAUGUGGUGUAUGUUUUUGGAACCCCAGAUGUUGAGGUUAUGAUGGCUGACUAACCAGAAACAUGAAAUGUCACCUUGUCACUUGGAACAGUCUUGUUCUCAUGCUGAUUUUCUUUAUCACUUCCUGCAUUGUCAUGGUGGCACCUUUUAUUUGACAGAAAAUCAUGACAAGUUACUGACUGUAAUGAAGUUGUAUAAUUAAAUAUUAUAAAUCCUGUAUAGUGACCUACACAUUUAGGCUGUACUACCAUCGUAGUCUGUCAACAACAUUGAAUGAUGUGUUGUGUUAUGUUCUGGAUUGACAGGUUGAUCGUCAGUAUCCAGAGUUUGAAUUUUUUCCAUGGGAGUCAUAGUCUUUUAUAAUUUACAAAUUAAAUUUCAUUUCACCUUCAUUGGAAAACAUUUAGAGAUUGUUUAGUGCAGUUUGUAUUGCUACAUAAAUAAUUCUGCAGGAAAUCAUGAUAUGCAGAAAUAACAUCCAGAAGUGUACUGAAAUUUUAUGCAGGUUAAAGAUCAAGUACGUUCAAAUCAUCAGAAAGUAUCAUGAAUGCCAUUAAAAAAAGUGUGCAAUGUAGUCUUAGAAUGGUUUCGUUGAAGUUAAUUGAAGUGAUUCCCCCCUCAGUGUAGAAUUCUCUUUUUGUGCUGUAAGACAAGCUUGAAGUAGGUGUAGUUUUUCUUCGUAAGUUCAAUUCUUUUCGUAGUUUAGAUGCGUCAUGUUUGUGUUGAAAUUCAGUAUAUAUUUAUUUAUUAUUUCAG
Molecule: messenger RNA, 4483 nt
Organism: Zootermopsis nevadensis
Lineage: Eukaryota; Metazoa; Arthropoda; Insecta; Blattodea; Termopsidae
Biological process (GO): regulation of transcription by RNA polymerase II
Cellular component (GO): nucleus
Molecular function (GO): protein binding; DNA binding
Source: RefSeq, a predicted model, not a curated record